Molecule: messenger RNA, 696 nt
Organism: Hyaloscypha bicolor E
Lineage: Eukaryota; Fungi; Ascomycota; Leotiomycetes; Helotiales; Hyaloscyphaceae
Exons: 2
Coding region: 370-582 (70 amino acids)
Source: RefSeq, a predicted model, not a curated record
UUUCGAGCCGGGAGGGGCAAUAUAACCGAAGCCCAAAGACGCCACGUUAUUCGCUGGUUUGGGAAUGGGCCGCCUUUAUCUGGCCUGAGAGAAGGGGAAUUGUUGGUUGGUGCUUAUAUUUAUUGGCGGUGAGGAGUCGGAGAUAUUUAGGCGGUGUCUCCUAUGUGGAGUGGCCUAUCGGAAGGGCAUGGCUCCAUGGCUUAGCGAGUGGCAGGAAGGGGAAGGAAGGGGAGUGGUGAGAGAAGUGAGGGAAUGGCUUUAGUUGUGUCACGGGAAGUCAUAUAUGGUGAGUUGCUGGUUUGGCAUUUGUGGGUGCCUUUCCCUUUGGAAUUACAAUGGAUUUGGAAGAUGGGGUUCAAGGUUAGUGUUAUGAAGAAGGCAGCCGCGGGGUCGGUGGCUGCUGUUACAGUGUUGGUGCUUGCGCUCUUUUCGGUGCAGAGACCUUGCGAGUGGAAAGGUUUCCUGGGUGGCGUGAGGAAGGAGGACUUUGCGUGUAAGGCUGGAACAUACACCACGGAGAUUAUAUCGAUCGAUCCGCAGCUUAUUUACAUCAAUAAUUUUUUCGAUGUCGGCGAAAUAUAGGGUUUAAUUGCCGAAGGGUUUGUGUUCUCUCCUUCCUCUCCUCUCGUUCAAUGCACCCUCUCCCGCGCCCAGUCCUUCAUGGGCUCCUUCAUCCCUCCCGACGGCGACUUCGGC